This is a messenger RNA of Macadamia integrifolia, 2011 nucleotides long. RefSeq names its product F-box protein At1g47056-like. Lineage: Eukaryota; Viridiplantae; Streptophyta; Magnoliopsida; Proteales; Proteaceae. Gene Ontology annotation, cellular component: SCF ubiquitin ligase complex. Gene Ontology annotation, biological process: SCF-dependent proteasomal ubiquitin-dependent protein catabolic process. Gene Ontology annotation, molecular function: protein binding. The transcript has a single exon. The record is from RefSeq and is a predicted model, not a curated record. The coding region runs from base 166 to 1470 and encodes 434 amino acids.
UAAAAAUUUUGAGGAAAAAAAAAACUGUUUUUCUGAAUUUCGACUUUUAUGUUGCUUUUUUUUUUUAUUGAGAUCAACCCAUCAUAGGAUUGAUGCCCUUUCUUUAAGGAUUUGUUAGAUACGCUGUAUAAAAUCAAGAGAAGAUCCACAGUCCUGAUCUCUACCAUGCCUGGCGGCGACGGCGACGACGACGAUACCGAUACCCGUCACCUCUCUAUCCGUGAUGCCAAAGACAUCUCCGACCUCCCCGACGAGUGCCUGGCCUACAUCUUCAAGUCCCUGUGCACCCUCCACCGCGAAAGCUGCUCUCUUGUCUGCCGCCGUUGGCUUUACGUGGAGGGUCACAGCCGACAUUGCCUCUCCAUCUCCUUCCAGGCCGAACCCGAAUUCCUUCCCUUCAUCCCUUCUUUCUUCACUCGCUUCGAUGCUGUCACAGAACUCGCCCUCAAAUACGGUCCCUUCCAAUGCAGAUCCAUCGGCGACGAUGCUCUUGUUCUCAUCUCUCUCCGUUGCCCUAACCUCACUCGUCUCAAGCUCCUUGAUUGGGGAAAAUUGAACAAUGUAGCCGGGGCCGCUUUGGCGGUCAAUUGCAAGGGUUUAAAGGAGCUUUAUUGUGAAUCCUGUUACUUUGGUGCCAAGGGAAUGAACGCUAUCCUCAAUCAUUGUUCCUCCCUCGAAGAGCUCUCCGUCAAGAAUCUUCGCGGCCUUUUAGAAACGACACCUAUUGGACCAGGUGUGGCUGCGUAUUCCCUUAAAAAAAUCUGCAUGGAGAAGCUCAACAAUAACAAUAGCAUCAAGUGUUUUAGACCUCUGAUUAUAGGCUCCAAGAAUCUCAAGACCUUGAAGAUCUGCUACUGUUCAAAGGGGAAUUGGGAUAUCCUCCUCAAAGACAUCAUGGAACAAGUCACCGGACUGGUUGAGAUCCAUCUCGAAUAUAUUAAAAUUGGCAAAGUCGGCCUCGCUGCUCUCUCUAAUUGCUCGAAUCUAGAGAUCUUGCACCUUGUGGAGACUAAUUACACGAAUGCGCGGCUUGUGUCUAUCACUGAACAUUGCAAGAAACGCAUGAGGAAACUCCAUAUCAGUGAAAGGACUCGGAAGGACAAAAGGAAUAGAGGUGAACAGAGCCUUAUUGCCAUGACUAAAGGGUGCCCUGAUCUCAAGGAGUUGGAUCUGACGGGUAUCAAUCUUACUUGUUUGAGUUUGGAACUGCUCGCUACCAAUUGCCAGAAUCUCGAGCGCUUAACAGUGUUUUGUAGUGACACGUUUGGUGAUGCAGAGAUUUCUUGCAUUGCUGCUAAAUGGAACGCAUUAAAGUAUCUUUUUAUCGUGAGAUGCCUAGCUAUCACCAAUCAUGGGAUUGAAGUGCUUUCGGGUGGCUGCCCUAAUCUGCUCAAGGUGUAUGUUUGGAAUAGCACUGGAGUAACUUAUGAAACCACCCUAAAGGAGAACCAACCAAGGAGGCCAGCCUAGUUAGCUUAGUUCAAUUCAACUUGCAUAAGGGUGGUUAUAUUGAUCAUCAAAUAUUUCGAUCAUGUGAUUUAGUUCUGCUUCUUCGAUCUCUUUUUUUUUUUGGUACAUUACAAAUCUCUCCACGUAAUUAGAACCUUGAAUCUGAUAUAGAUGUAUGCAUUUUGUUUAUCUAUCAUGCAUGUUGGAUUGAUUAAUGUUGCUCGAAAUAGUUUAGUAUCUUAGGAACACUUCCCCACUUCUUGUACUAUUUUUACAUUUUUCCACUGCUAAAUUGAAAUGUGAAAUAUUCUUAAAUGAACAUAUGCACCAAAUCUUUUGUAGCACUACACACAUUGUACUGCAGGUCUAGGUCCAAGGGUUGAGAGUGCCUUGGCCAUUGUCAAUUGUGAGAAUCUCGAGGGCUUAGCAAUGUUUUGGAGUGACGUUUGUUGACAUUGAGCUUUCAUUAUCAUUUCUAAAGGUGGCAUCGUAUUGAAGAAUCUUUGUAUCGCGGCAUGCCCAUCUGUCACCCAUCAUAGAAUGGAUGCCCAGGGCUACGCUA